AUGAGGGAAUAUGUAAUUGAAAUGGAAUUUUGUGGAGGUGGGACACUCUCCCAACUGAUAGACAACCCUUAUAGUCAAGGUCUUCCCGAAUCUUGCAUCGCUUAUGUAUGUCGGGAAGUGUUAAAGGGUCUGUCACACCUCAACAAAAAGCACAUAAUGCACAGAGACAUCAAGCCCCUCAAUAUUGCGCUAACCGAAGACGCCGGUAUACGUUUAAUUGAUUUUGGGCUUGCGCGAAAAGUGAAAAGAUUUCGGGCUUGUAAAGAACUGCAGGGAACGCCACACUACAUAGCGCCUGAAGUGUGGACAUGCAGCUCACAUAAUUUCAAGUGCGACAUAUGGGCUUUGGGAAUUACUGCCAUUGAGAUGGCCCAAGCAAGAUGUCCACUACUCCAUUUACAACGAGAAGCAGUUGGAGAACAAGUUGUUUUUGGAGAUCCUCCAAAUCUGAGUCGACCAUACAGAUGGUCUAAAGCUUUUAAUUCAUUUAUUGAGGUCUGUCUAACCAAGGAUCCCAAAGACAGACCAACGGCUAAAUUUCUGCUCCAAAACCAUCCCUUCAUAACAGAUAUACAGGAUGAAAUGCAAGCCAUAGCAGAAAUAAAGGACUUAGUCAGAAGACUGAAUGCAGCUAGAGAUUGGCAAGAAGAUAAAACUGUAAUACAAUCUGUAAAGAAAAUAUCUGAGACAAAAGAAGAAAUGCCCAGUGAUGAUAUUGUGUCACUGGAUACAAAAAUGGAAAAAACAGCAGAAAAUGCUGAAGAAGCUGCUGCAGAAGUUCAGGUGGAUGAACCAGCCAGUGAAGAAGUCGUGGAGGCAUUUUCACCACAAGAUGUCGGCUCAACCGACAUUGAGAAGAAACAGGACACCAUAUGUCAUACUGACAUAGGUGAAUCUGAGAAGGUAGUUGAAGCCACAACUACACUUAAGGAGGAUGAACCAGCCAGCGAAGAAUUUGUGGAGGCAUUUUCACCACAAGAUGUCGGCUCAACCGACAUCGAGAAAAUACAGGACACCAUAUGUCAUACUGACAUAGGUGAAACUGAAAAGGAAGUUGAAGCCUCAGCUAUAAUUAAGGAGGACCCACUUCAGUCUAGUGAGGGAGCCCCAGAACCGUCAGUAAAUCAACAAGAGGAAGUCGGCGCAACGGAAAUUGAGAAGAAAGAGGACACCAUUUGCCAUAUUGAUAUAGGUGCAACUGAGAAGGCUCAACAUGUUGAAACCUCAACUGCACCUAAGGAGGACACACUUCAUUCUAGUGAAGAAGCCCCAGAACUGUCUGUUGUUCAGGAGUUGUCUCCACAAGAGGAAGUCGGCUCAACCGACACGGAGAAGAAACAGACCACCAUGGAUGAUAUGGGUGAUUCUGUGGAGGCUCCACAUGCCCCACUUCAGUCCAGCGAAGAAGCCCCAGUAUUAGAAGAAAAUACUGGAGAAAAAGCUAGUGGCUUUAUUGGCUUAGUUAUUUUAUUCUUAUUAUUGUUACUUAUACUUUUCUUUUAUACAAGGAGGUGAGGCUUCUAUAGAAGCACAAAUCUUUAGCUUUACAUAGCUUUAAUAAUUUUUUAAAUGUUUUUAUAUGGACUUUGCACAAUUAACAAAAGAGGAGGAAGUAGGCACAUCUUAUUUGCUACAAAAUUAAGAAGAUAUAAGACUGCAGCUUCAUUUCUUUGUAAAAUGUUUUU
This is a messenger RNA of Xenopus laevis (African clawed frog), 1685 nucleotides long. Its product is annotated as serine/threonine-protein kinase 25-like. Bases 1 to 1515 code for a protein of 504 amino acids. The transcript has 8 exons. Lineage: Eukaryota; Metazoa; Chordata; Amphibia; Anura; Pipidae. The record is from RefSeq and is a predicted model, not a curated record.